UCGCCUCUUUUCCUAGCUAAACUGGCCAUUACGUUUUCGGCUGUCUGAACCGCGAUUCUGCACAAACCUUUUAUACGCUCAUCGAAAAGAACAGCGGAUUAUUUUGGCUCGACAACAAAACAGAAAAAAAACUUGCAAGAAGCUGUGAACCUAAUCAGUAGCUGAACAUGACUGACCGCUAUAACAUCCACAGCCAGCUGGAACAUCUCCAGUCCAAGUACAUCGGUACAGGCCAUGCAGACACCACCAAAUGGGAAUGGCUGGUGAACCAGCACAGAGACUCGUACUGCUCCUACAUGGGCCAUUUCGACCUGCUUAACUACUUCUCCAUCGCAGAGAAUGAGAGCAAGGCCCGUGUGCGUUUCAACCUCAUGGAGAAGAUGCUGCAGCCCUGUGGGCCGCCUGCUGACAAACCCGAGGAUACCUAGGACUGCACUCGCUAGCAGCAUGCUUGCUGAGGAAGGGUUUGGCGUUUCACAAUGAUUUCGUGGUUCAUGUUCUGAGAAAUACAGGGGAUUUUAGUUUUGUUUAAGCCUUUUUAAAACUGUUCCAUUUUAGGUAUGCUUAACCUUUGUACAAAAUACAUUAAGAAAACAGCCUUGUGAUGUGUGGUUUGUCGCCCCCCCCCAAAGUCACUAAUAUUUCAGAAAGGGGAAAAAAUUGUCAUUCUUCUGUUGACUAAGCCAAUUUAAUUCAAUGCCUUUUUGAAGAAUUAAUGCUGUAGAAUUGUUUUUAAUUAACCAUAGCUGACUAACAAACUCAAACAAGAAUCCAGCUCCAUGGUCUAAUGUCUGUGUGCAUGCCUACAGAUAUGGAUUUGUGUGCACACAAUAUAGCAGUGAUCCUGACAGGGUAAAUCCUCACCAGCUGUCCCCACAGUUUGAGCAGUUUGAGUCAUGAUGGCCGUAGUGCAAUUUAUGCUGUGUCAGACGCAGCAUGCUGGUGCAAGCUGACCGGCUUGUCUCCACUUUCCACACUCACGCUGUGCAAGAUGUUUUGUUUUGUGGGCUGUUCAUUGCAGUAUUCAGUUUCCAAGGCUCAGUCAGGUUUUUAUUUUAUUUUUUUUCCCCUUUUUCCAAGGGAUAACUACUGCUCUGUUGUGUUCUUGCAAACUGAAAUGAGCACACCACCAUCAUGGAUAAUGUUAUCUAAACCAUCGUAACUCAAAUAAUAUUGGAUAAUAUAUUUAAUACUGCACAGGUGCCUGAGAGACUCCUGGGUACAAUGAAUGGCAUGUUCAGUUGUGUAAGUUAAGUGAGUCAUCUCAUUUACAAAGACUUUCAUUCGAUUACUCUGCUCUACAUUAUUCCUGAGUAAGUCCCUGGCUGACUGCACAAAAACCUUUUGGAGAUAUUACUGCCACUUUCAUGUGCCUUAGCAGCAGUAACCUUGGUCCUGGGCCUUUUUAGGAGGCUGAGAAUUCAUUUAGUCAUAAAAGCCAUUAUCCUUCACCUCCACAAAGCAUCAAUUGCCAGUUGCUAUUGAUAAAAACCUGUAACAUUUUCAUUUGACAGAGAUUGCAGGUUUCCUUAUGUGCUAACCUAGCAUCUUUCUUCUUCAUAUUUCUGUAUAGUCCAUUGGUCAUUAUGAUCCUGUGCAACUUAUUGCUCAAUCUUACAUUUGGUGUAAUGAAAUUAGUUGAACUUGAAAGUAAUUACUUGCAAUGUUUCAUGGAGUGUGGUGUGCCUAUGUCUAAAACCAUUUAUAAACAAAUGUAAUUAGAUGAACAUUUCAUAAACAGUUGUGGUUUAAUAAGAUGAA
This is a messenger RNA of Electrophorus electricus (electric eel), 1761 nucleotides long. RefSeq names its product splicing factor 3b, subunit 5 (gene sf3b5). Gene Ontology annotation, biological process: mRNA splicing, via spliceosome. Gene Ontology annotation, cellular component: U2 snRNP; precatalytic spliceosome. Lineage: Eukaryota; Metazoa; Chordata; Actinopteri; Gymnotiformes; Gymnotidae. The record is from RefSeq and is a predicted model, not a curated record.